Messenger RNA from Guillardia theta CCMP2712, 4122 nucleotides. RefSeq lists its product as hypothetical. The record is from RefSeq and is a predicted model, not a curated record. Bases 1 to 4122 code for a protein of 1373 amino acids. The transcript is spliced from 4 exons. NCBI's taxonomy places the organism in Eukaryota, Cryptophyceae, Pyrenomonadales, Geminigeraceae.
AUGCGAGUAGGCGAUGAAACAUGCGAAGCCUCGUCGGACAUCGUCCUAGCCCGUGAUAGACAUGCAGAGACUUCAAGGCAAGGAGACGAUGAGAGAGGACAUGGUGAAGAGGGCGUUAGACACAACCUUGACAUGUACACGGAAGAGAUUCGAGAUGAGUUCUUGCGAUAUGCUGCGCAAAGGCCAGGAGACUAUCUUCAGACGCAUCUCAUGGCAUGUCAGACAACGGUGUACCGCAAGGACAUCAAGAGGAUAAUCUCAUCUGCAAGACCGCUGCAUGCUCUGGUGACUCUGAGGUCGAUUCAGAUCCUCUUGCUCUGCUCUGGGGUCCUCAUGCUAUUCGCAUUGACAAGCCAUGGGAGCGCGUUCCUGCCCUUCUCUCAGGUUGGCAACCAUGAGGUUCGGAGCUCGCGAUUCUUUCGCCUCCAUGUUCACACCUUCCGAGGAAAACAUGGCAGCAUGGGCAUCACCUCGUCGACGGCGUUCGUGCAUGACUUCGGCGCCCUGCAGAACAAUUGCAAAGUGAAAUCAGACCGGGCGAGCUAUGAGUACUCGCAGAACAGCAUCGUACUGAGGUUUGAACGAGAGAUCACUUUUGACGGGUGGUACUUCGUUACCAACAACCUUAGCAUAGAAGCAGAUCCCAUCGACUUCAGGCUUGAGACGUCCAAGGACGGGGACCGGUGGGACGAGGUGGGUCUGCCGUGGGUGUGCGGCAGCAAACAUGAGCGAGACGUUGUGAAGCACAAGAACUUUUCUUUUCCUACUCCUCUCAAGAGGCUAGAGGAUGUGAAGUUCGACUUCUCGACCCUCUCGUGUACCUACGGUCAGUACCUAGUCCUCAUCGCAAUGCUGAUAGAAGGCUCCAUGACAAUCGUUGCUGCACUGGUUGCCCUGCUAGAUUUCUACGGAAUACCGAUAAUGAUCUUGGCUACCAGCAGCUUUGUCCGCAGCGUGCUGCAAAUCGUCGCGUUUGUCGCGCUGUAUCGAGAAAACCAUGUGGUAUCCAUUGCUGGGUAUGACGUAAGGACCAUUCUCAUCGAGGCGCUGACGACGAUGAUCUUCUUCCCAGCUUGGGGGUUAUUCAGCCCACCAACGGUCUUCCCGACAGCUCUGAUCUGCAGCAUCAUCCUAGCGACAUGUUCCUUGGUGCUGGGAGAUGUUCCGGUCAUAAGCCUUGUCAUAGCCGCAGCUUCUUGUUGGAUGAUUGUAUACAUCGAGCAAGUGAAGAAGGAUUGCAGGCGGAGUGUGAAGGAGGAUUUCGUUCAGCUGAGUGCUCUGUGGAGCAAGAUGUCGUCUAGCAAGGAGGCGGAGGAGGAGUUGAAUGAGAUGAAGAUGCUGAUCAGUCGAUGGAAUGACAACAACAGCGACAAGCAGACUUACGGUCUUAGACACCUCAACAGCUUUGUUCUUACAAGCAGCUCGCUAUCACCUAUCAGGGCAGGGCCGGGUCAGGGUCUGAAUGCACCGAAAUUGAUCUCGAUAGACAACACAAACCUCUCCAUGUACGUCGAUUCUCUCGAUCAGUUGUACUGUCAGGCCGUUGCAGUCUACCCCAUCCUCAACCACAAGACUCUGCAGCUCGCUGCUCAGUGUGAUGGUCAGCUCUGCACAACUUCGGAAGGAGAGUUUGUUCAUGCAGCAGACGCUCUCGCCAACGAGAGUGUCAGAAACAAAGUGCGCUGGGAGAAGAUCAAGAAUGUGGAUGAAGUUGUAGAUGACAUAGCGACUCGUUAUGAUUGGGAUGUCUCGAAAGCUUGCGACCUUGUGACUCAGAGGAUUGUUUUCUCUGACCUGCCGAGCUUGAAGAAGUGUAUCAGCAUCAUGGCUGGGGAUACAGACAUCUCCAUCGUCGAGAUUCACAAUCACUUUGACAAGCAGGACGGAUCCAGAAAACUUGCCGGAUACCGAGAUUGUAAAAUUUACUUCCGCUUCAAGACUGACAGCGCAGUUCAGAGCUGUGUGAGAGGAUUUGUCUGCCGACUCGUCCUCGAGCACGUUCAGUUUGUGAUUCACAGCAGCGUACAUCAAACCCUGCGGCGACGCUCGUACCUCCAGAUCAUGGCACCCAACGUGUCUUCCCUUACCCAGGACCUCAACGAGAGGGGCUGGUUGUCCAUGGGGGGAAGGAGGAGGCAGAGGGCUCUGUCAGUCGUGACUAUCAUACCAAACGAGGAUGUGAACUCUGUCAUCCCCCCUCGAGAGCAGGAGCUGCUCAUGCAUCGCUGCUACUACCCCGGAAGCGUCCUAGACAAUCGUCUCAAUGAGGAGCGACUUGCGGUCAAGACAGCAGCGACGGUCAGCGUGUGGUUCACCUCUCGUCCUACCACUCACGCUCUCGGCAAGCCGAUAGUGCAUGGAAUCUUGUUCCUCUUUGCCAUCUACUACUACUACCGCACCUUUGAGAGCUUCAAAGCCUCCAUGCACAACAGCAAGUUUCAGGCCUACCAUGCUCGCUUCACCGCCAUCGAGUACCGCAACGGCUCCCUCGCCACGGACGCAAUCGGCCCUCGUGUCGGCACUCUCGGGUUCAAGCUCGACGGCUGUCCAGUCGACCUGCCAACGACGGGCGUCGCUACAGUCACUCGCGGUCGCCACUUGUACCUCAGCAUCCCCAGCCCCAUCACAGCCAACGGCUGGACCUUCUCCACGCUGCUGCAGGCGGACAGCCAAGACCUUGACCCCGUCAAGUUCGAGCUGCAUGUGCUCGACCGUCAGGCAACCGACGCGCCAUGGCUGGUGGAGGAGAGUUCGUGGAAGUACGUGUCAGGGUCAGUCUGCCGGUGGGUCUUCCUCGAGAUCACCUGCACCUUCAUCGAAGGCGACAAGUACGACACCAACUUGAUCCGCGGAGCUGAGAAUCAGGUGGACCUGCAGGUGCCCUGGUACAGCAUCUUGAUCGUCGUCUACGGUCACUUCUUCGACGGCAACUUCGUCCUCGCCACCUGCCUCCUCGCAGUCGCCGGUCACGUGCACGCCGCGCGCAUGACCUACGGGUUGACCGUCGGGUUGAUGGUGAGCGUCUUGGAGUUUACGGCAGCGACGGGACAACUCUCGUCUGAGAGGCCUUGGGACAGUUUCUACGUGUGGGUGUAUGCGGUGAUGUUCACUCUGCUGGGACUUAUACUGAUCUUCAAGGAGAGCUUGAUUCCCCCAUUCAUUCCCGUCCUCUUCUUCACCACCAUGACAGGCAUGCUCGUCAACAACUUCCUCAUCAUCAGGAGAUCCGCCAUCGACUUCCCCCCGAUCAUCUACCAGUCACGGCGAGACGUCGAGGGUGACAAGCGCCAGUACGACGAGGUCUGGGACCAGCUGGUAUCCCAGCCGUCCUCCCUCAAGGCCCUCGACGAGCUCGCACAGCUGGCCGCAUCCAUCAGGCAGUCCGACAAGAUCGUACAGACUGUGCGGAGGAUCGACGGGCCCGGGGAGAAUCUCUUCGUGCCCCAGCAGACCGCCGCCCCUCCGCUCACUGCCAUGCUGAGGAGCGUGCACGUGCCCUGGUGGAGGAGAGGGCAGGAGGAGGGCCUGGAUGGGAGGAGGAUAAGGUCGCUGGAUCAGCUUUACGCGCAGGCUGCUCUGCUGGAGCAGCACUUGCGAGAGAAGGCGAUCGCGCUGUCACGAGCCUCCAACGGCUUGUUCGUGCUCAACUCGCCGGGGCAGGAGCAAGAGCACAAGGUGACCUUCAUCCGGAUGGAGGAGGCAGAGGCGCAGGGCCUAGUGCAGCAGAUCAAGUUCGCCAAGUUGAAGGGAGUGGACCGAGCGAUCGAGAAACUCUCUCGGUCCUACAACUGCGAGGUCUCCCUGCUGGUGGACGUAGCGAGGCAAUGCGUCGUCUUCGAGGCUGUCGAGGACCUCUGCUCCUGCCUCCGAGCCAUCAUGAGCGACCCCGAGCUGGAGAUCAUCCGCAUCAAGAACAGACUUGACCUUCACUACCGCUCCGACCGGUCGGCCGGGUACCGUGACGUGGCGAUGAACUUGAGGAUCCACUCGAGCGAGUCCAAGAGGCUGGGACUGUCGGGGCAUGUCUGCGAGAUCCAGCUGGUGCUCAAAGAGGUCAUGAUGCUCAAGUCUGUCGUCGGGCACAAACGAUAUGUUGUGUUCAGAAACGUCAGGUGCGAGUGA